AUGGCUACCCAAGUCUACCGUGCCACUAACGAGGCCCUGGUCUCUCCUGGGUCAUUGGCCGGUUGGCACUUCAUGGAACCCAAUUCUGCUCUACGUCCCUCCUCGAUCCCUUCUUCGUCACCGUCAUCUCGAGGACUUCAAGAGCUUUCUGCCAGUCAAGUCAAUAACAGGAAUCUUGCUUGCAACUCGCCUAAGCAUAAUCAGAAUCAGAAGUUGUAUCUCAAGUCCACUUCUAUCAAACUACCCGGAAGAACAUCCUCGUCUCGUGGGCCACGACGCUCAUCUAGCGGAUCUGACACCUUCAAACCCCUCGAGGUGGUCUUAGAAGAAUCUAUCGUAUCCGCUGGCAGUCUAGAUGCUACUGGCGAACAAUCUCCUUCAACUGCCGACGUCGUGUCACCAAAAUCGAACAUUCACGAAGCCCACCCUUUGUUCAACGCCAAACCGCAAAGCGAAAGCCCAUACCUGCACCAUCUAACAGGUCAGUUCGAGUGGUUGAUAUUUUUACCCGCGUCAGUCAACAAUGUCAAAGACCGUGGUUCUUUAAGCAACGGCGAGAACGAUCGCAACGACCUUGAGACCCAGGUUUACGGCUGCACCUUGCUAUCACGCAUGCCGCAAGACUUUUCUCCUGACCACCCGGAUGGAGGUCCUGAAGCUAACCUCUUCGAUUUCAUAGCCACUCCCUUGAUACCUGAGGAAUAUCAGGCUUUGGGCCUUGACCCUUCUCAGACUCCCACCAACCACACUAAUAUGUCAUUACCUCCACCUCCAGCAUAUGAGCUCCAUCAGACUGUUCCGCUCAAGGUCUCUGAAAUGGUUGAGGUGGUUGAACAGGCUGUGUCUCCUUCGCUCACUCUGAUUAGUGAAAGGGGCAGCAGCUGUGCGGGAUCUUCAAGAAAUGGUUCCUUUUCGGUGCCUCGAAUCGAGGAUUCUUUUGAAGAACUUGAUAAACUUGAGGAUGAGCUCGAAGCUGUCAAUGCCUUUACGCAAACUCGACGCAUCACUUUGGACGAGAAGGCUGCUCCUAGUACCAACCAUCUUGAGUUGCCAUCUGCAAGCAAGAGACCGGCGAUCUCUAAGAGGGCAUCGAUGGUAGGCAUGUCUGCCACGGUGCGCAUCAAGCAACCUGAGAAGCCACAAAUCUCAAUUCGCCGAGCAACCUCGUUGGUGUUUCGAGAGAAGAAACAAGAUGAUCUGGAUAUUUCUCCCAAACCCAAAGUCCAAUUCUCACGCGAGAAGUUACCAAUCUCUCAAUCUGCAUCCCCAAAGACACCAGUCAAAUCCACAAGACCCACUACUGUGCCCAACUUCGAGCUUCCUGGAGAGGCUGUAUCUCGUCGGUUGAAGGAACAGCGGGAAGCUCGCCGAGCACAACAGGCUAACGCUCAGAAAGCUUAUGUACCUCCGCCGAGACCGAAGUCUAGUAAGCCGCUCACCAAACCAACUUUCGAGCUUCCAGGGGAAGUCAUCUCUCGCCGCAAACGCGAGGAGCGCGAGGCACGCCUCAGGGCACAAGCAGAAGAGGAACAGAAGAAGCGAGAGUUCAAAGCAAGACCUAUGCGGAAUAGUGUGACACCGGCUAGCAUCCCACGAGAAACGAUUACCAGUCUUGCUCGACAGGGAAAGCUUUCACAAGAUGGUACAGCAAAGCAAGCACCUGCAACUAAGACCAAUCAACUGUCCAGUAUAGGUCCACGAGUAGCCCCUUCAUCAGAAAACAAAGCACCACAGAGUCGCGGCCGUCUUUCAACCACUACAUCACGAGAAGACCCUAGUCGGGGGACUUCAGCGUCCACUGGAAGUGGCGCUGGAAAGCGUGCAACACUCACUACUGAGGAAGCAUCCCAACUUAGACACCGUGGCAAGGAAAUUUUCCAACGUGACAAUACCAGUUAUACACGAGAUAGAGAGCGUGAGAAGCGAAUGCGCGAAGAGGCACUUCGCUUAGCCCGCGAACAGGCGGCGGAGCGUUCGAGAAUCGCCAGCCGAGAAUGGGCAGAGAAGAAACGCCGUAAGGAGCAAAUCAUCUUGGAACCCCCUGGGGCCCAGUAA
Messenger RNA from Fusarium sp. VM40, 2055 nucleotides. NCBI's taxonomy places the organism in Eukaryota, Fungi, Ascomycota, Sordariomycetes, Hypocreales, Nectriaceae. The record is from the annotation of a GenBank genome assembly.